This is a messenger RNA of Cololabis saira (Pacific saury), 2638 nucleotides long. RefSeq names its product CLN8 transmembrane ER and ERGIC protein (gene cln8). The coding region runs from base 218 to 1084 and encodes 288 amino acids. The transcript is spliced from 3 exons. Gene Ontology annotation, biological process: lipid homeostasis. The record is from RefSeq and is a predicted model, not a curated record. Gene Ontology annotation, cellular component: endoplasmic reticulum; membrane. NCBI's taxonomy places the organism in Eukaryota, Metazoa, Chordata, Actinopteri, Beloniformes, Belonidae.
CCUAAUUGGAGUCGUGUGAUGUGAGGUUUCGUGUUGUUGCUCUUGUUGCAGCUUGUGUAAUAUUGAUCGAGACGUGCCAAGUGGAACACUGCUACCCGGGAAUAAAAUGUUAAAUAUAUAGCUUUACGGUGGCCCACGCACCAUGCACGUCCCAGCUGAAGCCCCCGUGUCCAGGUGAACCUCCCCACCCCGGGUCCAGUGCUCUCCCUCAAACAGGAUGGCUCCUGAACACCUGAGCAGCCCAACACCUCAGCCCAGUGCUGCCUAUUUUUCAUGGGACUUUCGUUUCCAGCUCAUUGGCUUGGGCUUUGGCUUCUAUUCCUCGGUUUUCCUCCUCUCACACCUCUUGUCUCUGACACUGUCCCGCACGUACAACUCUCUACCAGCCAAAGAGAAGGUUUUUUGGAACCUUGCAGCCACCCGGGCAGCAUUUGGGAUCCAGAGCUCCGUAGCUGGCCUUCGGGCUCUGACCGAGGACUCUGCGUUGAGCAGACGCAGGGUGCGGGGUCAGGAGGACUGGUCCUGGUUCCACGUCCUCACAGCCACAGGCUUCUUUGUGUUUGAGAAUGUAGCACUUCAUGUUUCCAAUGUGGCAUUUCGGUCAUUUGACCUCCCGUUGGCCACACACCAUUUCUUUGCCCUGUCUGGAUUUGCAGGGGCAGUGGUGUGGGAUUCCCAGGGCCACUAUCUGGCCAUGGUUACGCUCCUGCUGGAAAUGAGUACUCCAUUCACCUGUAUAUCCUGGAUGUUGCUAAAAGCUGGCUGGGCCCACACACUGUUCUGGCGAGCCAACCAGUGGGUGAUGAUCCACAUGUUCCACUGUCGCAUGGUGCUCACGUAUUACAUGUGGUGGGUAACGGUGACCCUGUGGGAAGAGUUUAACACCUACGUGGCCCUGCCCCAACGUCUUCUCUUCCUUUCUGGACUUGCUUUGCUCACAUUUGUCAUCAACCCCAUCUGGACGCACAAGAAGACCAUGCAACUGCUAAAUCCUGUGGACUGGAACUUUGGCAAUACCCCGGCACCAAUGAAUGGUACCGCAGAAGGUCAGUCCAAGGUUUCUCUCAAACCCCAUUCCAACUGAGGACCAUCAAAGUGCUAAUUUCUUAUACGAAUUGUAUAAGACAGACUUUGUUUAACAUGAGAAACAAAAGCACUCUUGCUGUGAGGUCAAGAAUAAUUAUCCCGUGUCAUCAUGCAAAGGGUUACAGCACAGUCUUCCAUUAGAUAUUCUUUAUCAGUUUUGACAUAGGCUUGCUUUUUUUUUUUUUUUUUUUUUACCUUUCUUUUUGUAUUUUAGGCUUUAGAUUUUGGGUUAUGGGCAGUGGAAUGAGGGCCUGCCUGUUUGCAUCACCCGCUCAAGCAAAAUGGGUGGGGGAUAUUUUGAUAUUCCUAACGUGAAACCUGUAUGAGAUCAUUUUCUUUCUUGAAAAGUAACUUGGUUGCACAUGUUUGUAAAGUUUUGUUUAGUGAGAGGAAAAACCAUCAACGAUCUGCAGAAAAAGCUGUAAUACUGCUGAGACAGUAGUUGAGAAACAAAAUCCUGUUAUCUCUUUUUUUUUUCUUGCAGCAGCAGUGUGUGGUUUGUUGCUCUUGAUGAUGAUCUAGUACAAAAAGUUUUCUACUAAAUCAGAAGAGGCUGUGAUAUGUAUCAGACAGGGUAGAUGUUUCCUUUCUGAAUGGUGAAGUCAAUAAAGUGGUGCUGCCUUUUUUUUCUAACUCAGUGCACGAGAUGCUGUUUAAAUUGAAUUAAACUUAAAGAAUAAGCUUUUUCAACUCAGCACUUAAACUUAUAUUAACUUGGAUCUUAACUCCCUCUCCAGGGAGAGAAGCAGUUUUUUCUUCUUCUUUUUCAUUGCUGUGGAAGGAACGGGAUUUUCUGUGGUGGAAGAAAGCUUAGUUACAAAAGCUUUAUUGUUCAACACAGAGAUACUGGGCAGUGAAACUGAAGCAGAGUUGACAAAAGUAAAAUAAAUUGACAUUUAAACCACAAUGUAUUUAUAUAGGCAAAAUGGUUUAAGCAGGAAAUGUUUUUUUUUUGUUUUUAAAGAUUCAUUGGCAGAAUUCUAUAAGAUUUUUUUUUACUUUUGAACACAUCAUUGUCUUGUAUGAUGCGUGUUAAUUAUCUCAACUCGGGCCAAUUAAACUUUUUAUUUGUUCCUGCUACAAACAUUCACAUUUCUUUUGCAAUUUCAGACAUUUCUUCACAACAUAACUGCUGCAUUCAAUUCAUUUUGUUAAUAGUGUCAUGAUUUAAGUACAUUUCAUUUUUACCACCAGUAUUAAUCUACAGUAUGAGUCUUAAAUAAUGCAAUCUUACCUCUUGACUGUGAUCUGAAAGAUGUUAUUCAAUAAGCAAAAAAUGAUGUGCGCAACUAAGUAUUUAUUUAGCAUUUUGGAAAUUGUUAUUUUUAAGCCUCUGAGCAUUUUCUUUCCAGUGUACUUAACAUUUUCUGUUACUGGUGUAAUUGCUGAGUUUCAUAUGCUCUAUAAAUUUGACACAUGAGCUGAUGUAAACAGAAGUGAGCUACGUUUGACACAUUGUGAUUGUCUUGAUACUAUUAACCUGUAUAUUGAUGGACAGCAGAGACCGAAGAAGUUGAUUCAAAAUAAUAAAUGAAUUAAACAAUGAAAUUGA